Molecule: messenger RNA, 2772 nt
Organism: Lynx canadensis (Canada lynx)
Lineage: Eukaryota; Metazoa; Chordata; Mammalia; Carnivora; Felidae
Gene: BTBD10
Product: BTB domain containing 10
Exons: 9
Coding region: 555-1982 (475 amino acids)
Biological process (GO): positive regulation of phosphorylation
Cellular component (GO): cytoplasm
Molecular function (GO): protein binding
Source: RefSeq, a predicted model, not a curated record
CAGAGCACUCGGGGUCCCAGAGCUAUUUCUCUAACUCUGGGCAGGAGACGCUGUCCGUUUUUUUCUAACGGUAACAGGAAGUCGAAGGAAAAACGUGGGAUUCAGAGGUUUGGGCCUCUCAGACAAGAGGAUCGCGGAGGAUCCAGGUCUGACGUCUGUGAGGGCCGGCGCCCAGCACUCUGCCACCCCAGCCCCUAGGCAGAACGCCCACCGCAAACGGCCGCUCCCUCUUUCACCCUCACCCUCGGCGCCCCGCCCACUCCCGGGCGCUGAGCCUCGCGAGAACACCGCUAGCCUCGCCUCUUCGGACUCCAGGCUCUCGCGAGAAGAGGCUUAGGAGCCGGCCUGUAACCUGCCCCGGCGGCUCUGCUGGCCGCAGCCGCCUGAGUGGCCGCUGCCACAGACACCUCCAGAGGGACCCAGUUGAGGAAGAAGCGGAGGUGUCGCUGGCCCCCCGCCUUCGCCUAGGUCCUCCCUGGACACUCAAGAGGGACUGCAGGUUAUGGGUGCUACAUAUGCUUUCAGAGCAGUAGUGUGAGGAAGCUUGAAGUGGGAUGGCAGGACGGCCUCAUCCUUAUGACAGUAACUCCAGUGAUCCAGAGAAUUGGGAUCGGAAAUUGCAUAGUAGACCUCGUAAACUUUAUAAACAUUCAAGUACUCCCGCACGUGUUGCUAAAGGAGUUGCUGACCACACCAAAAUGAGUCUACAUGGUGCUAGUGGGGGACAUGAACGAUCAAGAGAUAGACGAAGGUCAAGUGACAGAUCGCGAGAUUCAUCUCAUGAAAGAACGGAAUCUCAACUCACUCCUUGUAUUAGAAAUGUUACUUCUCCAACACGACAGCACCAUGUUGAACGAGAAAAAGACCACAGUUCCUCUCGUCCAAGCAGUCCUCGUCCUCAGAAGGCAUCUCCAAAUGGUUCUAGUAGCAGUGCCGGGAACAGCAGCAGAAACAGUAGUCAGUCAAGUUCAGAUGGUAGCUGUAAGACAUCUGGGGAGAUGGUGUUUGUAUAUGAAAAUGCAAAAGAAGGAGCUCGGAAUGUAAGAACGUCGGAACGAGUAACACUGAUAGUGGAUAACACUAGAUUUGUUGUAGACCCAUCCAUUUUUACUGCACAGCCAAAUACAAUGUUGGGCAGGAUGUUUGGAUCUGGCAGAGAACAUAAUUUUACACGUCCCAAUGAGAAGGGAGAGUAUGAAGUGGCAGAGGGAAUUGGCUCCACUGUGUUUCGAGCUAUUCUGGAUUACUACAAAACAGGAAUAAUCCGUUGUCCUGAUGGCAUAUCUAUUCCUGAACUGAGAGAAGCAUGCGACUAUCUUUGUAUUUCUUUUGAAUAUAGUACUAUUAAAUGUAGAGAUCUCAGUGCCCUAAUGCAUGAGUUAUCAAAUGAUGGUGCUCGUAGACAGUUUGAAUUUUAUCUGGAAGAAAUGAUCCUGCCUCUCAUGGUAGCUAGUGCCCAGAGUGGGGAGCGAGAAUGCCACAUAGUAGUGCUUACAGAUGAUGAUGUGGUUGAUUGGGAUGAAGAGUAUCCACCACAGAUGGGAGAAGAGUAUUCACAAAUUAUUUAUAGCACAAAAUUAUAUAGAUUUUUCAAGUACAUUGAAAACAGAGAUGUGGCCAAAUCAGUUUUGAAGGAAAGAGGUCUUAAGAAGAUUAGAUUGGGAAUAGAAGGUUAUCCUACCUACAAAGAAAAAGUAAAGAAAAGGCCUGGGGGCCGCCCAGAAGUGAUUUACAACUAUGUCCAAAGACCCUUUAUUCGAAUGUCUUGGGAGAAGGAAGAAGGAAAGAGUCGGCAUGUAGACUUUCAGUGUGUAAAGAGCAAAUCUAUCACCAACCUUGCAGCAGCUGCCGCAGACAUUCCCCAGGACCAGCUGGUAGUCAUGCACCCGACUCCACAAGUAGACGAGCUGGAUAUUCUCCCGAUGCACCCUCCUUCUGGCAACAAUGACCUCGAUCCUGAUGCACAGAAUCCAAUGCUGUGAUGCUGAUGUUCCUUGAAACCAUCGCAUGCUACCCUUCACGGUGACGUCGCGCUCUCCUCAUUCUGCACUACAAGGCCACGCUCUUCAUCGUGAGAUGCACAUAACAAUGUUUAGGAUAUUGCAGUGGAGGCUUUUUUAAAGACCAAAGGUAGCUGAAUGGUUUUUUAAAUGAGUACAACUCUAGCAUCCUGAGGUUCCAGUUAUAUAAAUGUAUUUGUUUACCAGUAGGUUUGUGAAAUUGGUUCUUUGUAUGGGGGACUGUCCUUUUUCACACAUCUAGAUAUUUUCAGAAGUGGUGAAAAUUGGCAGCUGGGGUCUUUUCAGCUUAGAUUGAUACUCAUCACACCCCAGGUAAAAUGUAGAAUAUUACAUAGUUGCACUUUAUAAAUGGUGGUUAAAUGGAACUGUUCAAGCCAUUUUUAUAGUUGUGAUGCACAAUAUAACUGAAAUAAGUGCUUCUAUCAAAGUAUUCCUUCAGUAAAAUAUGUAUAGUUUGCUGCCCAUGAUGAGCAAAAAAAAAAUGAGUAUCAUUGGGCUUAUUUGAAUGAUUAGGAUGAGAUUCAAUGCCCCUAUCUAUCUUCUCUCCAGUGCUGUUCUUGCCCUUUUACAGUGAGUCACAUGCAGGAAGUGUGAACAUCCAGUCUGCCUUACCCUUUAUCUGUUCAGAUAUUUAUUUACUAAUUUUUUUUUUCUUAAGAGUUAUGGGAUAGGAAAAUGAAGUGUUUGCUCUUCAUUUACUAAAUGAUUGUAAACUCGAGUUUUUCAUCAAAAUAAAAUUCCAUUGUUUUAA